GAGGGGCCCGGCCCCCUAGUAGUUCAGUAGUGCCCCGUCCCGUAGCGUCUAGCGUCGGGGGCCAGGGGGACCAGUAAUAGUCUGGCCGGCCAGCUUGGCGCACUCGGACACCCAGGACACCCGUCCGCGAGAAUGCCGACUCCGCCAUGCCGCCGGAGGCUGAUUAAUGAGAUGGGCCCGCCUAACUGAGUGCGUCUCGUCAGAGUCUGUCAACGCAAUCACGGCAGGCCGCGGCACACGGUGACCAGCGUGAUUGAAUCGAGAUAAGGACUGCCUGGCACUCGGGCGCUCUCCACCGAACAGCACCGUUUGUCGGUUUGUCGACACACGGCGUCUGCACUGCGCCCGCACCGCGUCCGCGAUGAGGCCCUGGUUCACGUUGCUGGCGGCGUGCUGCUGGCUGGCGGCCGCCGGCCCCUUGGGCGGCCCCGGCCCCGCCGAGGCCCUCCGCGUCCUGGGCUUGUUCCCGUUGCCCGCCCACAGCCACAACAUUUUCUUCAAGGCCAUGAUGGAGACGAUGGCCGAGCGGGGCCACGAGGUGGUCGUGUUCAGCCCCUUCCCGCGCAAGACGCCGCUCGCCAACCUGACGGACAUCAACACGGCCGAGGGCGCCCCGUCGCUGAUCAACACCUUCUCCUUCGACAAAGUCUCGAGCUCAUCCACCGUCAUCCCGGGCCAGGCCAUGUGGCAGUCCAUGCACCGCAUGGCGAGCUUCUCCGGGCCCAACCUGUGCAGGCAGGUGUUUAGCCUGCCGGAGUUCGAUCGGCUCAUGAACGGGGGCUACGGCAAGUUCGACGUCGUGUUCACGGAGAUCUUCGGGUCCGACUGCUGGGCCGCGGUGGCCUACAAGAUGAAGCUGCCCCUCAUCAGCAUGUCCUCCGCGCCCGACGUGGCGUUCAUGCACGAGCGGUUCGGCUCGGUCGACAACCCGUCGUACCUCGUCAACGUGUUCACGGGGUACACCUCUUCCAUGAACCUGUGGCAGAGGUUCAUCAACACCUGCACCACCGCGUACAUCAAGUGGCUGCACAAGACCAUCAUGAACGACCCGAGUGACGCCGUGGUCCGGGAGUUCCUGGGCGAGGGCGUGCCGCCCGUCGCCGAGCUCAUCAAGAACACGAGCCUGAUGCUGCUGAACCGGCACGUGAGCAUCCACGCCGCCAGGCCCGUCACGCCCAACAUCGUGCACGUCGGCGGCCUGCACAUCAAGCCCGCCCCGCCGAACUCGCUGGAGCCCGAGCUCAAGAAGUGGAUGGACGAGGCCAAGCACGGCGUCAUCUUCUUCUCGCUGGGCUCCAUGAUGAGGUCUGACUCGCUGCCCGUGGAGAAGCGGGACGCGCUGCUGGGCGCCUUCGCCAAGCUGCCGCAGCGCGUGCUCUGGAAGUUCGAGACGGACAACGUGGCCCUGCCGCCCAACGUGCGCGUCAGCGCGUGGCUGCCGCAGAUGGCCAUCCUCAGCCACCCCAACACCGUGCUCUUCAUGACCCACGGCGGCCUGAUGGGCACGCUGGAGGCGCUGCAGGCGGGCGUGCCCAUGCUGGGCAUCCCGCUGUUCGCCGACCAGUUCGCCAACACGGAGCUGUACAAGUCGCUGGGCGUGGCGGGCCGCCUGGACAUCCGCAGCGCCACCCUGGACAGCACGCUGGCCGUGCUGAGGGAGCUCACCGAGAAGCCCAAGUACCGGCAGCGGGCGCGCGAGGUGGCGGCGCUGUUCCGCGACCGGCCGCGGCAGGCCAUGGACGAGGCCAUCUGGUGGACCGAGUACGUGGUCCGCAACCACGGCGCGCCGCACCUGCGACCCCUCGGCGCCGACAUGGCGCUCCACGAGUACCUGCUGCUGGACGUGCUGGCCUGCGCGCUGGCCGCCGUCAUCCUGGUCGUCUUCGUCUUCAAGAAGCUGCUCGGCGUGCUGCUGCGGACGUCCGCGCCCGCCCGGUCGCAGGAGGACAUCAGGAAGAAGAACAAGUAGACUGGCAUGCCGUGCUGCCGCGAAGACGCGUGUGAUUGGCCAGUGGUGGCCUCGGCAACGGCCGAUGCAAGGACUGCGAUCCAAUGAGGGAAAUCUUUAAUUUAUUUCUUGCCUUCAUACCCGAUGGCGGCCGAAAGGACUUUAGUUUUCGAAUUACGUGGUCCCAUCGGGUCUGCUCUGCUGUGAUAACCAUGAGUCAUUGUACAAAUUGAGAGGCGCGACUGUGAAGAGAGAAAGUGUUGUUUUUUGUGAUUCACGGUUGACGCACUCACUGUUUUUGGCCGUAUCAGAGAAUCCUCUGUG
Molecule: messenger RNA, 2272 nt
Organism: Thrips palmi
Lineage: Eukaryota; Metazoa; Arthropoda; Insecta; Thysanoptera; Thripidae
Product: UDP-glucuronosyltransferase 2B15-like
Exons: 8
Coding region: 362-1969 (535 amino acids)
Molecular function (GO): UDP-glycosyltransferase activity
Source: RefSeq, a predicted model, not a curated record